AUGCCGCCGCCCCCGCCAGUUCUGGGGCAAACGCUCCCGUCGGCGCGCAAUGUCAGCGAGGCCAACGUGCACAUCUCCAACCCCAACGCGGUCAUCCACAUCUCAACUUCCCGGCCAGGAAAGCACAAACCGUCGAUGGUCGAUACCUACUGCUUGCUUUUCAAUGCUCAAGGCCAACUCGUCGAACACAUGAGCCACAACCCAGCGUCGAUAGAUGGGGCCAUCACCCAAGUGCCACGCAACCAGUACGGCCACGAUCAAAAGUUCAUUGUCGCCCUGCAAUACGUCAACUACGGUAUCGAUGUCGUCGGGUUUAUCAUUUCCCACAGCGAGGAUACAGUGUCUGACCAGUCACGCCCCCUGGAUGAAUGUUCCGUGCAGUGCGUACUGCACUCGUCCAACGUCGACGUGACGCUCUGUCAAGGCCAGGGGGACGUCCUGUGCGAGUACGCUUACUCCCCGCAUGACCCCAGCGGCGGCCUCUUCCGAAACGCCACGAUGGUGUGCAAGAUCUACCGCGACACCCGCCAGCGCAGCCAUUGGGUGUUCAACCCCAUCGGCGAAGGCAUGACGUGUGUGAGCCACUGCAUCGUGGGGCUCACGCGGUGCGCCCAACUUCACUUGGUCGAUAUCAUUCCGGACAUCGACAUCCCCAACGUCGCGUCGCUCAACUCGAUCCAGGGCAUCUGCUCGGCCCUGUCCAGCGUCGAGUUUCUCGCAUUCGAGAACAAGUUCCCCGCCAAUGGGCACGACAAGCGCGCAUUCGCCACGUGUUUGUGCGAAGGCAUGGUGCGGUCGCGGCCAGAACUGCGCUCGGAAAAGCGUAUCACCGCCCUCCUCUCGCUGCUGUACGAAAUGUUUGACCAAAUCGAUAUCAACGGCGACUGCCAAGUGGAUUGGGAAGAGUUUACGUCGUUCUGUGUCGCGUUGGGCAUGAUUUCAACCAAACAGUCGCAACUUGCCGAGGGAAAAGGUGUCGAAUAUACCUACAAACAACACCCCUGUCACGGCUCCAAGACCUUUCCGUACCACAUCACACGCAUCAAAUGUUUCGACGCGAUUCGAAAGGUGGCCGUCCUGGAGCACAUGUCGCCCAAUAUUUCAAUUUUUGACUUUGAUGGGCACUUUCUCCACGACAAGACGUCGAUCGCCAAGUCGAGUGUGAUGAAGGAUGGGCUGUACGUGAUCGACAUUGACCACGUGCCAGGGAAGAACUGCUUUGUCGUGUCCAGUUCCGACCGCGCCAUCACAGUGUGGAGCAUCGUGAACGCCGUCAAGGGCCAGUACGUCCAGAGCGGCAAAGUCGUGAAUCACGACAUGAUGAUGGUUGUGAAAUGGUGUCCCAUGCUCAAGCUGUGCCUCCUCUCCAGCGUCAAGUCGACGUCGCUGUGGAACGUUGACACUUGCAAAGUCGAGCACCGGUUGCGUCAUCACUCGGAUUUGGUCACAGAUGUCGUGGAGAUUCCAGCCACUCGAUUGUUUGCCACGUGUUCAUUCGACCACAACGUGGCCGUGUGGGAAGCCGACCGCAUGAAAGUGCUGUUUCAGUUCACAGGACAUACCCAGGCCGUGAUGCAUCUAGAUUGCAACGGGAAUGUGCUGGUGAGCUGCGGGUUCGAGCAUCAUGCGCGAGUGUGGAGCAUCGCCACUCGCAAGCAUUUGGUGAUGCUCACAGGUCACCACUACGCCCUUUUGGACGUCAAGUUGGUGCGGCAUCACUCGGCCAAACUGUUUUGUGUGACGGGGGACACGUCCGGCCAUUUUAAGAUCUGGGACAUAUCCAGGUGCAUUGUCGACGCGUCCCGGGACGCCGCGGUGGUGCUGCACACGUACACAGUCAACGUCGUAGGGUCCAUGGCACCCAUCUUUCAUUCGUUUGCGAUCAUUCCCGAGCGCAAGCGGACCACAGAGCUGCUCGACAUUUGGGCCGGCAAUUUCCAGGUGCUGCGCCUCGUGCCCGAGAUGGUGACGUCGCUGCACAGUCCGCUGCAGUUUGUCCUGUACAACCAAGUGUCGCACACGUUUACAGCGUCGAUCGCGGGGCGCAUCACCGUGUGGAGCGGCAAAAGCGGCGUCAUCAUCCAAGAGCCGAUUGCGAUCACAUCCGCCGAAGUAUGCGCCAUGUGCUUUGACCUGCCUCGACAGCGCAAGCUAUUUAUUGCCACCAGUGACGGCCGUGUGAGCAUGUUCAAUCCUAUCACUGGACUGCUCAUGGAUUCGGCCCAGCUACACGACGGCGAAGUCAUGUCGAUGAUCUACUGCGAACGGACAAAUUGCCUCAUAACCAAUGGCACGGACGAUUCGCUGUCUAUUUGCAACGACGUACAAGGCGAAGGCCGCCUGGAUCCCAUGCGUUCGAUCGACAACGUUCACAGGGCCCCCAUGUCGGCGUGCGCAUACUCGAGCGAACAUGGGUUGAUUGCAACGGGGGACACGAACGGGCACAUCCGGGUGCACGACUUCCAGCGGCUAUCGCUCAUCUUCCGCUGCGAUGGGCACAAGGGGGAGGUGACGGCGCUGGCGUUUCACCGACAGUGUUGCGUCUUGUUUGCAGGGGAUUCGGCGGGGGAGGUGCUGGUGUGGCAAGUGCUCAAUGUGUCGACCAUGUCCAAGUGUCUCAUGCGACUGACGUCUACCGCCGCCACACCGGUGUCAUCAUUGUCCUCGACGUUUGUCACGGAUGUCUCACCGACGGCCCCGACGUCGUGUGGCAUCAGCUCCCUUUGCAUGACAGAAGACUCGGAGCACUCGUUCGCGUCCGUGGUGGCCGCCGACGAUCUCGGGUACGUCCACUGCUGGCCGCUGCAGUCCAUCCGUCAGCAUUUCCGCGGCGUCAUGCGCAUCCAUUUUGAUCCGUUGGCGGAAAGCAUGAUUGCGUAUGCCCGGGGUGGAUACAACCCUAACCUCCGCAUCAGUCGACGGCAGAGCGUCAUGGCUCCCCCGCCGCCGCCGCCGGUAGCCUCGUCGACGGCUACACAAGCCGCCACUGACCAGCGCAGUCGGGGGCCUCGCCAAAAGCAACCCAGCCAAAAAGGCGGCAACGGACGAACGCCCAGCCCGCGCGUCGCCGAUGCCUUGUCUUGGAAAGCCCAUGACUCUAAGAUCUUGCAACUCUGUCCCCUGCAGUUCCCAGGAUUUUUGUAUUCGUACGACGACGUCGGCGUGCGGUUGUGGGACGCGGAAGGCGGGUGCCUGGGGACGCUGCAGCGGCGAUUCGAUGAUGCCGAGUCGCAGCCAAUGCAAUGGCAGUAUCGGCCGUCGAUCCUCUUGGUGGACAACUCGGCUACGAUGAAGCAAAUGGCGUUGGACAUCCUCACGGCCGCGGUGGCAGAUAGCAACUCGUCCGUUGUGGGGAUGGGCGAUGGCGACAACGCCAUCCCAGCCACCAUGACCGGCUUGGAAACCCAAGACGUCACAGGGAUCCUGACUGCGAGCGACCCACGCACCCCGCGGACGAUGCGGCGGUACGCGAGCUUGGCCAGCGUGAUGGAAAAGGUCAAAGCGUUCAAGGUCGACGACCCAGGGCUCGGAACGGUGUUGGAAGGGCUCAAGGCGCAUGCCGAGGCCGACCGCGCGUUUUCUCGCAUGUCGGUCAAAGCUGGCGUCAAGGAAAACGUGUUCAGUCAAGACGAAGCGUACGCGUUGGAAGCGGUGGGGCGGGAUGCGCUGCAGCGACGCAACUACGAGACGAUUCUGUUUCCGCCAUUGUUGCUCACCACUGCCCAGAUCAAGAAGGCGUAUGCAAAGGAGUGUGCAUCAAUCUCCGAGGAGUCCGCUGGCGAUAGGCCGGAGCAACAUGCUAGUAGUACUAGUACUAGUAGUAGUCGGUGGAGUGGGGUUCAAGACUUGCCGAUACUGCGAACGUGCGACAACUUUGCGGUCGAAGUGGCCGCGCGGCGGUUGAAGCUGGCCACGACCGGGCAAUCCUCGCGGCAUGAAAUGUCCGUGGAGCCGUCCGAGUUUUUAAAACGUCACUUACAAGAGAUUCAACCCAAGAAGCGUUCCAAACGGCGUCCGAAACGAAAAAUCGUACGACCGAGAAAGAAUCCGCAGCAAGAACCCCAGGCAGGGCAAGUGCAGCAGAAGCCGACGAUGGUCAUGGAGAGCUACAUUAAGAUGACGACGGUCGACGACAAGUCCAACGUGGUGCUCUUGCCGACCCUGUCCAAGAAGCCAUUGAAGGCGGCGUUUAUCAUGCAGAAAAGCGCGUCCAUGCCGGUGUUGCAUGCAGUCGUGACCGAGUCGAAGCACGAUCAAGACGAUGACAGGACGGCCGAUAAGAUCAUCGACAACGAUGCAGAAGAAGACGUGACGACUCCGUUGUCGUCGCGCCCUGAAAUCCGGCCAGAAGUCAAGGAGAACAUCCGGCGCAAGAUGGUCUUGUGCGAUAGCAUGUGUCACGAGACGCGGGUACGAAAGGCGAUGCCGAGCCGCGUGAAGGUGGCCAAGAAACGACGACCGCCCAUCGAUCCCGUAGAAUGGGCCAAGGCAGGCAAGAACCCGUUCGGCCCGCACUACUCGGUGCGCGAAGUUCUCGAAUUUGGAGAAACCUUGCUCCGAUUCGACAAGGACCUGUCGGGGGACAUCGACACUGAUGAAUGGAUGAAGAUCAUGACGGCGUUCAUGCCCAAGGCUCAGGACGCGGACGUGGCCGUGGUGAAGGACCUAUUUGCGACGGUGGAUGCGAACGAAGAUGGACUCAUCUCGCUCAAUGAACUGCUGCACAUCGUGGUACGUGAAGAUGGCAUUCGAUGGAAUAGCACUUGCUUGAUACGUCGAUGUAAAUACAUACUGUAGUUCCUGCAAGCGACGAGGGAACAAUUGCUCCUGAUGGAAGAGCUCAUUCGAAGGACAUCGCGCGGAAACGAACCUGACGAUGCCUCGCCAGCACCUUCGCCCGCUCCCGUGGUUCCAAGCUCCAACGACGAAAUUGAAUGACACCAUGAACGACAACAUGCUGCUUGGCACUUUUACGAUCAUAUGGAGAAGGGCGGCCGAACCCAUCCAUACGAUCCAUUGCAAGAUCGCACGGCGUGGACUUGAUGGAGGGGUAUGUAGGACGAGAGUGCAUACAGCACACACGCAUGCAUGACAUCAGGAGUUCGCGACCCACGGACAUGUGUGAUGGAUACAUGCUUGGCACCACUCAUGCAGAGAGGGAU
Messenger RNA from Aphanomyces astaci, 5162 nucleotides. RefSeq lists its product as hypothetical. The transcript has 19 exons. Bases 1 to 4797 code for a protein of 1598 amino acids. Gene Ontology annotation, molecular function: calcium ion binding; protein binding. The record is from RefSeq and is a predicted model, not a curated record. Lineage: Eukaryota; Oomycota; Saprolegniomycetes; Saprolegniales; Verrucalvaceae.